Messenger RNA from Epinephelus lanceolatus (giant grouper), 1203 nucleotides. RefSeq lists its product as uncharacterized. Lineage: Eukaryota; Metazoa; Chordata; Actinopteri; Perciformes; Serranidae. The record is from RefSeq and is a predicted model, not a curated record.
CGGACUUCUUUAACCUUCUCUGAUCCAAGGAAAACCAGUGAGACCAUUAUCAGAAUGGAUUUAAUGGACACUGAUGACACGUGUGUAGAUAAGAAACUCACACUGGAUGACACGUGUGUAGAUAAGAAACUCACACUGGACGGCGUGGUCACUGAAGGUGAAACACCGGCACUCACAGACACUGACACGCCCGUCCAGCCAGCUGGGAGAAAAGGGAUUUUGCCUUUUGACACGGUGGAUUGCCAGAAAAAAAAGCUGGCCUCUAGAUAUGUGACUGUAUGUCUCGGCGUACUGUGUGCUGUCCUGGUGGCUGGUAACAUAGGACAGCUUGUCUACUAUGCCAGCCACCGCUUGUCGGCAGAACGCCUGCAGAGCAGUUAUGAUGCUCUAACUGCAGACCGAAAACAGUUAGAGGCGAGACUGAGUGACCUGACUAGAGAAAAAGACCAGCUGCAGAGAGACAAAGAGCAACUGCAAACCAGUGAUAAAACUCUGCGGCAGGAGAAACAGCAGUUACAGACCAGUUACAUUGAAUUGGCAUCAGGUUGCCUAACCGUGACCACACACUUCCAGAACAAGAUGUUGAGGACGGCGGUUCAAGUAAGAAGCUUGCCCUGUCAGACCGGCUGGACGAAGUUCGGUGACAACUGUUACAUUGUUUCAACCGAGAAGAAAAACUGGACGGCAAGCAGAGACGCCUGCAGCGCUGUGGGAGCAGAUCUGGUCACCAUAAAAAGCAGCGAAGAACAGGCAUUUGUCAACAGGAUCAUGCCAUCAGGCCUCAACGCCUGGAUCGGCAUGACUGACAGUCGUAAAGAGGGGACGUGGAUGUGGGUGGACGGGACCCUGGUCAACACAACGCACUGGCAGAAAGACCAGCCCAACAGUCAUGGCGGGGAACAGGACUGUGGAGAAAUUGUCCAGAACUCACCGGGAGUGGGAGGAUGGAACGAUGAUGGCUGCUUUGGUGACCAGAGCUAUAUAUGCGAGCAAUGACAUCACUAUUAUGUACACAUUUAACAAUGUGAUGCAGACUGUAAAAAGUAAAUGAAACCUAAGAUGGUGUUAUUUGGCUUUCUGCAACUUAAAAUAUGAAUAUUUUCUUAGAAACAUAUAAGAAUGGGUGCAAAGGUCACACACUAAUGAUCAGCUAUGCAUUUAUUAGUACAUCUUACUAUAUGAUGACGAAAACUCUGUUCAUGU